Magallana angulata is the source of this 5752-nucleotide messenger RNA. RefSeq lists its product as uncharacterized. The record is from RefSeq and is a predicted model, not a curated record. Gene Ontology annotation, biological process: G protein-coupled receptor signaling pathway; cell surface receptor signaling pathway. Gene Ontology annotation, cellular component: membrane. Gene Ontology annotation, molecular function: G protein-coupled receptor activity. NCBI's taxonomy places the organism in Eukaryota, Metazoa, Mollusca, Bivalvia, Ostreida, Ostreidae. The coding region runs from base 299 to 4045 and encodes 1248 amino acids. The transcript is spliced from 2 exons.
UUGAGGAUACUUGCUACAAUGUACCAGUAACAAAUGGGACAUUAAUUUACUGAAAACAUUGUAUGAAGGUUGGUUAACGAAGUAAACGUAUUUUUCAAUUAUCACCCGACCAUUCACAAUGAACAGCAUUUUGUUUGUUACGAAACAUUUUAGUGACAAGAGAAUGGGACAUUGGAACAAAUCCUGCCCAAAACGAUUGACUAACUAAAAGGAAUAAUUUAAGUGUUCAUGUGUAAAAGUGUUUAAAUUAAAAUCAGUAUAGCUUCCAUGUGGUGAAUGGAAGUGAUACAGAACAUACAUGUAUUUCAAUAUGGAUCUCAUGUUGUUCAAACGUUUGUUUUUACUUCUUUGUAUGACUCAAACAGUUGACUGUUGGAUUGGAAGAGUUCAAAAUAAAUCGAACCUGGUGACAAAGUAUGUAGAACUUUGUGGUAGUGAAUUUCUUUGCCCUGCGGACAACUCUCGGCCUAGUUCCAAAAACGAAAGGAGUGAUUUGGUAACGAAAAAUUGCCCCCAAUGUUUUUGCAACGAUGAAUGUGAAGUAAAUCGCAAUUGCUGUCCGGAUAAGAUUCUUAGCACCACGUGUGUUCAGACAAAGCUUUUUGUCAAUAAACAAUACUUUAUUGAUGAAAAUCAAUAUUUGAUGGUUUCUUCAUGUCCAGUAACAGAUAAAGACUUUUACGGACAAAAUUGCAAUUUUCCAAUUGAACAGAGUAAUUUCCUUAACCAGGUUCCGGUUUAUUCUCCUAUAACAAAUAAGACUUACGUAAAUAUCCAGUGUUCUAAGUGCAAUGGAGAGGAUGAGGUCAUACCAUGGACUUAUUUUAUUUCGUGCCCACGUAAAAAAGUAGAUCUAGAUGUAUAUUCCGACGCUGGUCAUUUGUGGUAUGGUAUGCAGCAGAAUGAAUGUGCUAUAAAUUAUAUGCCUCCCUUAAAAAGCAAUCCCAAGCGCUGUAGAUCACUACCCGUAGUAGCCGAAUGCAAUAUCACAGGAACAUGGGAACAAUAUGACGAUGACGUGUUGAAUGCAUGCAGGCAAUAUCGAAAUCAGUAUGGUGUGUUUCAAAAUGUCUUUUGUUUUAUUUGCAACACUGAAGCACAGCAAGGAGCGACAUCACUCUCCCUCGAUGAAUGUUCAAACCAUACAACUUGUCCGCAGUACGUCAAUAAUACUCAAAAUGCGAAAAACAAUUCAAAAGAUUACGCAACCCGGUACAACAAAAACGUGUAUACAUAUACAGAUGCUCUAGUUAACAUUACCGAAAAGUACAACUCAGCAGAAAAUGAAUACACCGCCGAUGUCAACAUGCUGUCUUGGAAUCUUGGUGACGAUAUAGGCAAUUAUCUACCCCUCAAUAAUAUUACAAUAGAGACAUCAGAUUCUCAUAUUGUGAAUCUGACUUCUUUAUACGAGGAGUAUGUGAGAGCAGGUGGAUAUGAAAACUGGUGCCAUGAAAAUCAUCAAAUAGAUAAAAUAUAUCCAGGUUUUAAGGCAAGGAAAAACUGUUUGUGUGAAGAAAAUUGUUACAAAUACUCAUUGUGUUGUCCUGAUGUUGCCUUUUAUGAACACAGGGCAUGUGUUCCAGGUUUUAUGGAUCAAAAUUUGGACUCUAAAACACCUGGAGCAUACUACUUUCUUAUUAGCCGAUGUCCUGUAAGUUAUACAUACACUUACAUAAAAUCAAGAUGUGAAGAACUUUUCGAUUACGACGUGUUCAACAUUCCAGUGACUGAUGUCCAAAGAAAUAUAGCAUAUAAAAAUAUUUACUGUUUUUUAUGUCAUAAUCAACUAGAAGAUGUUAAUCUGAAUUUGACCGAUGUGAAAGCGUGGAAGGUGAAACUCGUUUGUCCUCUUGUUGUAUUUCCGAUGUACAUGAAAUCGUACACUUCUUUGUUACAAGCUGCGAUACUUAGUAACUGUUCUGUUCAAUUUUCAAGUGCGGAUAUAGUCGACCGUUGUGAACCGGAAACUUAUGACACAAUAAACAAAUGCAAUGUCACUGGUCUUGUUAAAUCAGUGAGUGAAAAUGCCCGAAAAAUGUGUGAAAAUACUGGCAGACUGGUAAUGAAGAAAUCCCGCAACUAUCUUUAUAAAAACCAGAUAUGUGAUCUUUGCAACAGCGAAACUUUUGAGGACCCUGUCGGAUUUUGUUUUACAGAAAACCAACAAAAUAUAUCGUAUGUCAAUGGAUGUAGAUUUGACAUUCUAGAUAUGCAGGCCUAUCCAUUUAAAAAUAAUUUUUGUUGGAAAUGUAAUGCGUUUUAUACAUCCAGAGAUUUCGAUUUAAAUGAGAUUAGGGUGUCGUAUAGAGACUUGUUUUCCUUUUCUGAAAAGAAAACUUACAAUGUUAAAUCUCUGGAAUCACACUGCAGUGAAAAAGAAUUUAAAGAUGUUUUAAAGAAUACUUGCAGGGAGUUGUUGUGCUCAAGAGGAAAAGUUCUGAAAAAUAAUUCAUGUUCUUACCUCGUUCCUUAUGAUAGAGAAUUGCGGUAUAGAUUGGCAUUUAGAGUUUCAAUGUCUUCCUAUUCAAGACAGAAAAGUAUAGGGGCGACAAUCGAGGAUUUUCAAAGAUAUAUUCAACAAGAAAUAAACGAGGGCUUUGUUGAAAUCGAAGAAAAAUAUGUCUUUUCAAACAAAUCAUGCAACUCUUCAGACACAGUAGAAAACGUCACACAUUUUGAAGUUUUAAUGCUCUUACAAUUAAAAAUAAAUAAUAUGAUCUUUCCUAUCGACAGAAACAGUUUGGAGUUGCAUCUUCUUAAUUUGACAAAUACUACUGUACAUCUAGAUGACGUAAAUCUUGAAUUUCAAGAGAGUGCGGAAGCCUGGAAUCUGCCAUCAUUUGUUCGCCAAGAUAUGUUUACUAGGGACAGUUGCUACAUGAAAGAUGUAUUAGCUACAUCUGACUCUGAGAAUAGUGUUGUUCCAUUUAUUAACGAUGUUAACAAUUUACUAUUUUGCGUACAGAUACAGCUGAAAAGAAAUGAGUAUGUCUUAUCAGAUGACUACAGUCAUGUUUACGUCGAAACGAUCAAAAGUGAUUUCAAGAUAAAAGAAUUUGUUAAAAGUGAUAAUGGGAGUAUUAGACUUUGUUUGAACUCCUACCAAAAAUUUAUAGAAAAUCGAUUUGAAUUAGAAUCGGAUGCUUCUUUGGUCGAAAUAGUUUUGAUGUGGGUAACAUAUUUAAGUACCAUUUUAUCUAUGUUUGCCCUAUUUGUGACAUUUGUCAUAUACUGCAUUUUGCCAGCGCUGAGAACUAUUCCAGGCAAAAAUUUGAUGUGUUUUGCUUUUUCUCUUUUCUUUGCACAACUGUUUUUCAUUAUAAGGUCUCACAUAACAGACGACACAGCCUGUGCAUGGAUUGGGGGAUUCACUCAUUACUUUUGGAUCUCUGUGUUUACAUGUACCAAUGUGUGUUGCUUUCACAUGUUUAAAUUGUUUGUGAGAAAUUCUCUAGUUCAUGCUAAUACAUCUGCUGAUAGAAAAUUAUUCAUUACAUACUCUUUUAUUUCACUUAUCUUACCCAUGAUUCCUGUUGCUAUCAAUUUAAUAUUAUUUGAAAUCGGUUCUGUAAGUUUCGGAUAUGGAGGAAGCAAAUGUUUCCUUGUAAGUCAUCUGGCUCUUUUAGCUACUUUCAUACUACCUAUAGUUCUUCAGAUAAUUUUUAACAUAGUCAUGUUUUCAAUAACUUUUCAUUUUAUCAAAAAUACACCUAAAGUUCAGGGUUCCCAAGAAAGGAAUGAACUUUCCAUUUUCUUAAAACUCUUUCUGUUGACUGGUGUCUCAUGGUUGUUUAUGAUUGUGGACGGAUUUUUUAAUGUAUCUCCUUUCACAUUUUUGGCCACAAUAAUAAGUGGAUCUUUGGGUGUUUUUAUUUUUAUCUCCUAUGUUUGUCACAAAAAAGUUUUCAAACUGUUAAAAAGAAAAGUGUGUUGUAAAGGUGUCUAUGUUAGCAGCCGUACAAAUAUAUGUUCAGCUACUAAUAGUCCUAGUCAAAUAACUAUGAAAUCUAAACAUACGGGGAAUGAAGAUACACUUAUAUAAUAUUUGUCUCUUCAAUCAUGCAAAGAAAUAUAUUUUUAUUAACUCAACAUACAUUGUGAAACAUGAAUAACAAUUUUAAAAAUAUGCUGAUUUAUCUACAACAUUUUCAUAUUUAUUGUUAUCUUAUUUUACCAGAAAAGUAGUAAUUAUGUCUAACGUCAAAUCAUAGUCUCGAAGAUUAUUUCAAAAUUUACAAUAUCCUGCAUUCAUUCACAAGAUAUGCCGUGUAGAUACCUUUUACAUUGCGUUAUAUAAAAUCCAACUGUUUAAAUGUCAAAAGAAACACAUGUGUGAACAGCUUCAGACAUACCUAUUGUUUCGUUAGGAAAUAAGAAAUACUAGUAAUGUUGAUUGUUACAGUUGAAAUACAUAAAAAUCCAUUUCACAUACUUAAUUAACGUAAUUAUGAGCUUCCAGAAAUUUAAUGGUCGUACAAACCGGAAUAAUCGUAUAUAUUAUAUUUUUAACACGUGGACUUUGAUUGACCGUAAUUGACACGUGCUGAAAACUACAAGAUCUUCGUCCGACUACGGUCAUAAAGGUGCACAGGUUAAAGGGACUCUCUAAACGAAACACAUCAUCACUUUCUCUAUAAUUUAUUAAUGGUUUACCAAUUUCGGUUCAUUUUAAAUGAACAGACAUAAAUGUGUUAAAUAACCCCUAAAAAUGCCUCAUUUUAAAAAAUGAAUCUAGGUUGUAGCAGCUCUUAUGAUAAACACGCAAAAUACAAGCUUACAAAAUAAUAAUUGUUAUUUUAAAUACAUUGAUUAAAUAUUACCUGGGAGAAGUAGAAAAGACAUAUUUUUAUAAACAAACAUGAUCAGGAGAAUCUUUGCAAGCCCUGCAUGUGUUUUGUUUACAGUAAAUACGCAUGCGUAGUAGUAUAGAAGGCUGAACCCCGAUGUUAAAAUGUAUGGGUUAUACGUAAUUUUUAAUUUUAAUUGAAUAAUUAGAUUUAUUUCACAGAGAACUUUGUAAUUUUCUGGACGUUUAUACAUUCAUGAGUAGAACAAAAAUACCGAACCCGAUAGGAACUUUUUUUCAAGUCCGUUUUUUGAUAAGAUGCACCGUACUGUCUCUUUAAAGUACAUACUAUCGUUUAAAGGAGCAUGUGUAGGAUAUAUCGGAUAUUUAUCUCAGUUACAAUUAGCUGGAAAUUUUGAGUACGAUGGAGUUUGGUUUUAAUGGGUGAUUCUAUUCUAUCAACUUCCCUUCUAGAAUAAUCCUUUUUCUAAAACAAUCGUGGAUUAGAUAAGACGUAGUAAAUGUGCAAAAAAAAAAAAUUAACAUUAUUUUUGAUAACGUCAUUAUUGCUUAUAGAUUACGUCACGUUUACGUCAAAUUUGCUCACUAAUAACGUCGUGCUAUUGCUUGCUGCUUUGCUUUUGACUUGCUUGUUUUUGUUUGGGCCGGGGCGGCCCAGCAGAAGCCCCCCCCCCUUCCCAUUUUACUUCAGCAAGAAGCGCUAAAAUAAACUUUUUUCAAGAUAACCUGCUUUCAUGUUAUUUAUCAGGUAUCUGGGAUAACAGCUUUUAUUAAUUUGUAUAAUGAAUUUGUUACUUUUGUAUAAUUAGAUGAAUAGGAAACCUGUAUAUUAAUAUAUAAACAUUUGUUAUAUAUCAGUCAUUGUAGUUUGGAAUAAAAUUGUAUUUUAAGUGUGUAAUUGUUUUUUUCCCCAGAACAUUAAAACAAAACUGGUUAUUGUUU